CCACACUCCUUAAAUGGAGAGAGGCUGGUCACAUGGGGCACAGUAUCUAAGCGAUAGUGGAGAAAGGAAACUGAGAACUUCGGACUGUAGCGGAGCCGGUAGAGAGCUCUGAGGCAGAGUGAGGGUGUAUCGCGAGGCUCGCACCUGCCCGGAGGAAGGCGCAUGCAGUGAAAAUGCCCACAAACUUUACUGUGGUCCCUGUGGAGGACAGCAGGACUGAGCCGCUGGAGGAGGAAGACGCCCAAAGCCACUCACAAGAGUUAUACCCAGGCGAUACCGUCCCGAAGGAAGAUAGUCCUUUUAUCGACAGAGACAAUGACCAGGAGAGCUAUUAUGAUGGAAAGAACAUGGCACUUUUUGAGGAGGAGAUGGACAGUAACCCAAUGGUGUCCUCGCUACUCAACAAACUGGCUAACUACACCAACCUGACGCAGGGAGUGGUGGAGCAUGAGGAGGCCGAGAAUGAGGAGGGAGCCAAGAGGAAAACUGUCAAGAGUCCACAGAUGGGCACCUUCUUUGGCGUCUACCUGCCCUGCCUGCAGAACAUUCUGGGCGUCAUCCUCUUCCUGCGCCUCACCUGGAUUGUGGGCACCGCGGGCAUCUUGGAAGCCUUUGCAAUUGUCUUCAUGUGCUGCUCCUGUACCAUGCUGACUGCCAUCUCCAUGAGUGCCAUAGCCACCAACGGCGUUGUGCCAGCUGGUGGGUCCUACUACAUGAUCUCCAGGUCUCUGGGCCCAGAGUUUGGCGGCGCCGUGGGUCUCUGCUUCUACCUGGGCACCACUUUUGCCGGAUCCAUGUACAUCCUGGGAACCAUCGAGAUCUUCCUGACCUACAUCGUGCCCAGUGUGGCCAUCUUCACAGCAGAGAAGAAGGAGGAUGAGGCUGCAGCCAUGCUGAACAACAUGCGCGUUUACGGCACGGGCUGCCUGCUCUUCAUGGCCCUGCUGGUCUUCGUGGGGGUCAAGUACGUCAACAAAAUGGCACUGGUCUUCCUCUCCUGCGUGGUGCUCUCCAUCAUAGCCAUCUACGCCGGGGUCAUCAAGACCGUCGUCGACCCUCCCCACUUCCCGAUCUGCCUCUUGGGGAACAGAAUCUUGGAGAACCUCGACUUUGACAAGUGCCUGAAGAGGGAGGUGGUCAACAAUAUGACAGUGGCCACCAGACUAUCGACCUUGUUCUGUGACAGCCCGUUCCAGGAAGAGACCUGUGAUGAGUACUUCAAGCUCAACAAUGUGACGGAGAUCGAAGGCAUCCCUGGUCUGUUCAGCGGGGUCAUCUCAGAUAACCUGUGGAGCAGCUACGGGCCCGGCGGCAUGCUGGUGGAGAAGGCGGGGGUCCCCUCCAACCCGGCCCAGAACACCUCCAGGGAUGGCAGCCUGCCCUACGUCUUCAACGACAUCACCACUGUCUUCACGCUGCUGGUGGGCAUCUACUUCCCCUCCGUGACAGGAAUCAUGGCUGGCUCAAACAGGUCUGGAGACCUCCGAGAUGCCCAGAGGUCCAUUCCCACAGGAACCAUCCUGGCCAUUGUAACCACCUCUUUGAUAUACAUGUCCUGUGUCCUGUUGUUUGGUUCAUGUAUUGAAGGUGUAGUUCUAAGAGACAAGUUCGGACACUCUGUCCAUAAAAACCUGGUGAUUGGUACAUUGUCUUGGCCCUCGCCUUGGGUCAUUGUCAUCGGCUCCUUCUUCUCCUGCUGUGGGGCGGGGCUUCAGAGCCUCACUGGCGCCCCCCGGCUGCUGCAGGCCAUUGCACGCGAUGGCAUAGUACCCUUCCUGCAGGUGUUUGGCCACGGUAAGGCCAAUGGGGAACCCACCUGGGCCCUGCUGCUGACUGCUGCCUUCUGUGAAAUCGGGAUACUGAUCGCCUCCCUGGACGCUGUGGCCCCUAUCCUGUCCAUGUUCUUCCUGAUGUGCUACCUCUUUGUCAACCUGGCCUGUGCAGUACAGACACUGCUCCGCACCCCUAACUGGAGGCCCCGUUUCAAAUUCUACCACUGGACCCUUUCCUUCCUGGGCAUGAGCCUCUGUCUCUCCCUCAUGUUCAUCUCCUCCUGGUAUUACGCCCUGGUGGCCAUGCUGAUUGCUGGCUGCAUCUACAAGUACAUUGAGUACAGAGGAGCGGAAAAGGAAUGGGGUGAUGGUAUCCGGGGGCUGUCCCUCAAUGCUGCACGCUACGCCCUCAUCCGCCUGGAGGAGGCUCCGCCCCACACCAAGAACUGGAGACCCCAGCUGCUGGUGCUUCUGAACCUGGAUGGAGAGCUGGCCGUGAAGCACCCCCGGCUGCUGUCCUUCACCACACAGCUGAAGGCUGGCAGGGGCUUGACCAUCAUCAGCUCCGUGCUCGAGGGCACCUACCUGACUAAGGGCACUGAGGCCAAACGGGCUGAGCAGAGCAUCAAAUCGGCCAUGUCUGCGGAGAAGACGAAGGGCUUCUGCCACGUGGUGGUGUCCUCAAACCUGCGGGACGGCUUCUCCCACCUGAUCCAGACGGCAGGGCUGGGGGGCAUGAAGCACAACACUGUGCUGAUGGCCUGGCCUGGCAACUGGAAGCAGACGGAGGACAGCCAGUCCUGGGGGAACUUCAUCGAAACCAUCAGGGAGACAACAGCGGCUCACCAGGCCCUGCUGGUGGCCAAGAACGUGGACAGCUUCCCAACCAACCUGGAGCGCCUGGAGGGAACCAUCGAUGUCUGGUGGAUCGUGCAUGAUGGAGGGCUGCUCAUGCUGCUGCCCUUCCUCUUCCAUCAGCACAAGGUUUGGAGAAAGUGUAAGAUGCGAAUUUUUACCGUGGCUCAGAUGGACGACAACAGCAUCCAGAUGAAGAAGGACCUGCAGAUGUUCCUCUAUCACCUCAGGCUUGAUGCUGAGGUGGAGGUGGUGGAGAUGCAUGAACGUGACAUAUCAGCUUUUACCUAUGAGAAAACACUGGUGAUGGAGCAGCGCUCUCAAAUGCUGAAGCAGAUGCGGCUGUCCAGGACAGAGCGAGAGAGAGAGAUUCAGAGCAUCACUGACGAGUCCCGCAGCUCCAUCAAGAAGAAGAACCGCCCAGCUACCCAGUUUCAUGCUCCCUCUGGCGGCAGACAGCCAGACCAGGCCCAGCUCAUCCACGACAGGAACACCAAGUCCCACGCAGUCCUCACUGACAAGGCCAACACCAUCCCGGACCGGGUGCAUAUGACCUGGACCAAGGAGAAGCUGGUCAGCGAGCGGAACCGACAGAGGGAGGCUAACAUGGGCGUGCGAGACCUUUUCAGCAUGAAGCCAGAGUGGGAGAACCUGAACCAGUCCAACGUGCGGAGGAUGCACACAGCCGUGGAGCUGAACAAAGCUCUCACCAGCAAGUCCACGGAGGCCCAGCUCGUCCUGCUCAACAUGCCUGGGCCACCUAAGAACAAAGGUGGCGAUGAAAACUACAUGGAGUUCCUGGAGGUGCUGAUGGAGGGUCUGCCCCGUGUGCUGCUCGUGCGAGGUGGUGGGCGGGAGGUCAUCACCAUCUACUCAUAGCACUGCUGCUGGCCGGGCCCCAUGGGAGGCCCCCAUCCUCCACACCCAGCGUCACGGCUGUGCCAUAGCCGUGCUAGGAGCGGACACCCCCACCUGCAGGAGCGGACACCCCCACGUGUCGCCAUGGAGCCGGAUCUCAGGCAGUUUGGGGGCCCAGUGGAGCCACAAACAGCUGUCUUUCUCCUUCGAUGUGCUUUCCCAUGACAUGCUUGUGCCACUGAGAUCUCACUCCGCAUGUGCGUGCUGGAUGGGACACCUGAGCGAACAGGAGUGAUCAUUCCCGGUGUCUUCGAUGGUGACGGGAAAUGGGCCGGACACCAGUGUCCUCAAGAAGCUGCCUUCGUCUGUGCUUUAAUAGUCAUCAUCUUAGAAUACUUAGCUGUGCUCUUCUAAAUAAACUGGACAGCUAUUACUCAUUUGUAGAUGCACUUUUAGUAGGAUAAGUUUAUUUCUCAUUCCUGCUUUGUUGUUGUCAGAUUUAGUUGUAUUUCUAUAUCUGCAGGUUGCUCCAGAAGUAGGGGACACUCAAGCAUUAUGUAGUCCGUGGUAUUGAUUUAUUGCCAGGUGUAAAUGGCUGUUUUGGGCCGAAAGAAGACAAACUACAAGGUGUGAGUAUCUUAGCGCAGAUGAUGAUGCUUUGAGGUCCAAAGGGAGCGAAGCACAGAUUGGCCUUCACUCUUCACUCCUGAAACUCACAUGUAUUUUGACGAAAAUUCUACAUAUGAUCUCAAAAUUCUAAUUUAGAACAGUGUUUGUAUUCAUCCAUCUUACAUUGCCGUAAACAAUAUGAUCUUUAUCAUCAGUAUAAAAGCUGCUAGUUGAAUGACUCAUGCUAAGAGGUCUAACGUUUAAAUAGUUACACAUCAAUCCAGGUCGCCCUUCUGGGCAGGGCUUUACUGUGGGGCAUGUGCGGAUCUGGGCGUGGCUUCACUGGGGGACAUGUGCAGAUAUGGGCGUGGCUUCAUUGGGGUGAGUGCAGAUCUGGGCGGGGCUUCACAGGGGUGUGUGCGGAUCUGGGCAGGGCUUCAUUGGGGUGUGUGCAGAUCUGGGCGGGGCUUCACAGGGGUGUGUGCAGAUCUGUGCGUGGCUUUGCUGGGGGGCAUGUGCAGAUAUGGGCGUGGCCUCACUGGGGGACAUGUGCAGAUAUGGGCGUGGUCUCACUGGGGGACAUGUGCAGAUCUGUGCGUGGCCUCACUGGGGGACAUGUGCAGAUAUGGGUGUGGCCUCACUGGGGGACAUGUGCAGAUAUGGGCGUGGCCUCACUAGGGGACAUGUGCAGAUCUGUGAGUGGCCUCACUGGGGGACAUGUGCAGAUAUGGGUGUGGCCUCACUGGGGGACAUGUGCAGAUAUGGGUGUGGCCUCACUGGGGGACAUGUGCAGAUAUGGGCGUGGCCUCACUGGGGGACAUGUGCAGAUAUGGGCGUGGCCUCACUGGGGGACAUGUGCAGAUAUGGGCGUGGCCUCACUGGGGGACAUGUGCAGAUAUGGGCGUGGCCUCACUGGGGGACAUGUGCAGAUAUGGGCGUGGCCUCACUGGGGGACAUGUGCAGAUAUGGGCGUGGCCUCACUGGGGGGCAUGUGCAGAUCUGUGCGUGGCUUCACUGGGGGACAUGUGCAGAUAUGGGCGUGGCCUCACUGGGGGACGUGCAGAUAUGGGCGUGGCCUCACUGGGGGACAUGUGCAGAUAUGGGCGUGGCCUCACUGGGGGGCAUGUGCAGAUCUGUGCGUGGCCUCACUGGGGGACAUGUGCAGAUAUGGGUGUGGCUUCACUGGGGGCAUGUGCGGACCUGGGCGUGGCUUCACUGGGGGGCAUGUGCGGACCUGGGUGGGGCUUUACUGGAAGCACAUGCAGAUCUGCUGUUAUGGCGUGAAAACACAGGGUGGCCUUACCUUUGUCAUGAAGAAGCAGUCAUCGAUUUUCAGGAUGGAGCAAAGUAAGGAAGCGGGGGUCAGGUGCACCCUUCGUGUUUCUGCUCAAUCUAACAAGUAAUUUUUAUAUGACCCUCAGUAUUUCAAUAUCAUGGACUUGAUAAACUGCUUAACUGGGUUUAAUCUGAGGUCUGACAUCAUCAGUCAAACUUGGCUGUGCUGUAAGGCAAGUGUUCCUGUGUAUGUGCUUCCGGCGUGGGGAGAGGAUCGUCACCGUUCGGGGGAGGGGGUCACGUCUGUUAACUUUCAGCUCUGGUUAGUUAAAGCUGUUCUAUGAAAUAUAAAACAUAAGACCGCUGGUUUACCCCCAUGUAUUAUUACUGUAAGUAUGUACUUGUAUACUGUCAUAAAUUAUAACAUGUGUAUACAGACUGGCAUCGCGAUAUGAGUCUGCAGUUAUCAGCAAUGUAUUUAAACAUGUGGAGAGGAGCUGGGAGGCCACUAUUCAGACCGACCCCUCCUGAAAAUCCACCACACAUCAGCUUACAGUCUAUCUCUGGGAGGGGGGGGAGGCAAUGUCAUCCAGUCGUUGGCCUUCACACAGCUAAAGUGGACUAAUACUAUAAAAUAGUAAACUCCAGAUUUUAUUUAUGGAUGUAAUGUAUGAGGGAUUGUUUUUCAUUUUAGCUAUUUUUUUUACUUUUCACUUGGUCUCUGACCAGGCAAACAACCUAUUAAUCAGAUUCCUUGUAUGUCUAAACAUAUUUGGCCAAUAAAGCUGAUUCUGAAAUACUGUAUUGAGUAUCAUGGUAAGACUUUCUUUGAAUUGCCUACUAUAUACCAUAAUGAACAGCAUCUUUGUGUCUUUUCAUGUUUAAAACAGUGGUUAUAAAUUACAGACCCUUAUAUUGGCUGAAAUUGUACCAUAAGAAUAAAACAGCUAUGUAAUUCCGUUC
This is a messenger RNA of Brienomyrus brachyistius, 6332 nucleotides long. Its product is annotated as solute carrier family 12 member 7-like. Gene Ontology annotation, biological process: chloride transmembrane transport; potassium ion import across plasma membrane; chemical synaptic transmission. The record is from RefSeq and is a predicted model, not a curated record. Gene Ontology annotation, cellular component: membrane. Gene Ontology annotation, molecular function: potassium:chloride symporter activity. NCBI's taxonomy places the organism in Eukaryota, Metazoa, Chordata, Actinopteri, Osteoglossiformes, Mormyridae.